Molecule: messenger RNA, 1350 nt
Organism: Tripterygium wilfordii
Lineage: Eukaryota; Viridiplantae; Streptophyta; Magnoliopsida; Celastrales; Celastraceae
Product: E3 ubiquitin-protein ligase SNT2
Exons: 2
Coding region: 130-996 (288 amino acids)
Source: RefSeq, a predicted model, not a curated record
GAAUAUUUAUUGGUCUGCCAAAAUAGUACCCUCUGUAACUUUUCCACCCUAAUAAAUAUUCUCCAAUCCCUAGAGCAAUUUGCACCUCCAAAACCAUUCUAAGUUGUCACAUAACAUACCAGCAAACCCAUGAAGAAGACUCGAACAUUUCAACUUCAAAGAGCUUCUUUAGUGGAAAGCCCUCCUCCUCCUGCUCCUCUUCCUCCUCAAGCCACAUCUCAUGUCCCCAGAAAUUCUCCUUUGAUUGAGUUUCCAACCUCUCCUCAGCUGAUUCUGGGAGAAGAUAUGCUUCAUUUCAGUCACCCUCAACAUCCUCUUUCUCAUAUUAACUUGCCUGACCUCUUCACGUGUGCAGGCUGCAAGGAAUAUGGGGCAGGUACCAGGUUCGCUUGCCAGCAAUGUCAGUUUGAGCUUCACGAGUUCUGCGCCUUGGCUCCUCCGGUCCUCAAGAGCCACCCCUUCCAUCUCCAACACCAUCUUUUAUUCUAUUCCAAACCAGCUAAAAGUGGAAUUUUGAAUUCGAAGUGUGACAUCUGCGGGAAGCCCACCAAAGGCUACAAUUUCAGAUGCACAGUUUGCGGUUUUCAAAUGCACCCAUGUUGUGCCAUGCUCUCCACUGAUAUCAACUACUCAGGCCAUCCACACCCACAACUCAAACUCUUGCCUGCAACCACUCUAUCAAACGGCGGUAACCAUGAUUUUGUCUGCGCAGAGUGUAACAGGAAGAGGUCCGGCCGAGUAUACCGUUGCACAGUUUGUGAUUACCAUCUCCAUGCAGUGUGCGCCAAGAAUAGGGUGAAUGGGCUUCAAGCAAAUGGCCACAAGGGGAAAGAGAAAGCGAGCAUGCUAGGCACUGCAGCUCGGAUCGCUUCUCAGGUUGUCAUAGAGUUCAUUGGUGGCCUGGUCGAGGGGCUUGGAGAAGGUGUUGGACAAGUUCUGAUUCAGAGCGUUGGGAGGGGAAGGAACAAUACCACCAGAAGAUCUACAAUUGAAUAGCCAACCAGUGCUUGUAUGUAUGCAGCAUAUGCAGUGUGAGCUAGUGCCAAUUAAGAAUAGGUUUUUUCGUUGUUCGUUUGUUUGUUAUCAUUUCAUGAAACUGUCCAUAGCUGAUGCCGUCUGGAAUUAGGCCCAGAGCUACCGUAAGAAACCACCGCGAUGACAACUCAGGCUGCAGUAUAGCCGUAUGGGUUGAAUUGUAGCUGAUGAUUAUGGAGAUGUGACAUUAUUAAACUAUUCUAGUUGCAACAUCCAUGUAAAAUCGGUGGUGUAAAUCCGACAUAUAUAAUACCUAAAGAAAAAAAAAAUCUGCAUCUCAGAGUGAACAAAGAAAUGAUACUUUGAUGUGUCUAA